AUGUCGAACCUUCUGCGUCGAAAGCGAUCUCAGCAGGCGACUGCCAGUGCCGCCUCCGACUGGGCCCCACGAGACGACAUGCUCACGCAGGCCGCUGCUGCCGUUGUUGCCGCCGAAGCUGCGGCUGCUGCCUCGAGCGAAUCGAGACGGUUCAAUGAGCGUCUGCUCGCGACGCAACCACUGGGUGCGAGCCGCCCGCGCAGCUGGGCCUCGUGCUCCUCGAGCUCGAUCCACUCGUCUUUCAUCGACUCCGCCUACGGCACACUCGACGAGGCAGAGUCCUCGGAUGACUCGAUCUCGCUCUGGAGGAAAAACACGAUCAAGGGAGUGCACCGUCAGCACCAGCAGCGGAGCGCGCAGCACGUGGAUGGCGAUGGCGCAGUCGGCGCCCGGUUAUCGGACUCCGUGAGCGAUCGCGGCGCGAUGGUCGACGACGAACUCGCACAGGCUACGGGCUUGUUUGCAUUGAACGUGGCACGCCGAGGGUCUCGAAGACGCUUUCCUUCAGGCACGAGGUCACGCAGCGUGGGCACCGACGAUGUCUUCCAAUGGAGUCGACGACACCAGCUGCACGAGCAGCGCAGCCGAAGUUCGAGCUUGGGCCGACGUGGCAACGAAAACGACGAUUACGGCUCGCGUCUCGGCUCACCUAGGGGUUCAGUCUUCAGCCUUGAUGAUGACGAGGGCAUGCUGUCCUCGUCCCUGUACUCGCAGGAACACUCGUUCGAUUCGGUCGAGUCCUUCCAGUCCUCGUCUCGAUCGAGCUAUCGAUCGUCGCCUGAGCCCAGUGAAUACGAAUUCGACGUGGCUCGCCUGACGCCCUCGAGGAAACGCUCCAAACGACUCGCCAGAGCAUCUUUUGAAUCAACUUCAUCGACCAACGGCAAGGUGACCUUGUCGCGUCGACACACCCUGCCUCGCCGACGAGAACGCGGUCGCGCUCCCUCAAUCUCGAUCACUCUUGUCACCGGCUCCAUCGCGGGCAGCACCGAGACCGAAUCGAUCUUGACCACGCCAUAUCUCUCGUCGCUCGUCGAAGUUUUGCCCAAGUCUUUGCCUCCACUGACCACGCUUGCGGCGUCUCUGUCGGUCUUGCUCACCCUCUCCUCGCUCCUCGCCCCCGUCCCCCUGCUCGCGUCUUCUCCAGUACACAUCCUACGCACCCGCGACCAUGCCGCAGUCGAAUACGCCAAUGCCUUCUUGUCUCCUCUUCUCGUAUCGGGCGUCAAGCCUGCCGCUGCACUGGCCAUCGCCAACUUUGCGUCACUGGCCUCCAUCGAGACUGGGACCUCGGCCAGCACGUCGCUGAAGGCCCUUGUCGUCUCGACGCUCUGGAUCGCCAUCAUGUCGCUGCGCGUGUCUCUCAGCUACAUCUUUGGACGCGCUCUGGGUUGGGCUCACCCGCAGUGGUUUUCUACGCGUGCGAUCCAUGAAGUUGGGGCUGGUACGUCUGGCUUCCUUCAUCCCGGGCCAUGUGAAGGCGCACACGAGUGCUGACCGUUUACUCGCAUCUUGUGUCCCCAGGUUGCGCACCCCUUCUGCUGUCGCUCUCGCUUGUGCAUGCCUACACGAUGCGCCAUCGGCCCUCCAAGUCCGCGAUUUCACCGUUCCAUCUGGCUCUGCUGGCGGCCAACUUCUGCACUCCAAUUGAACAGGGCGGAUCCGGCUUCUGGCUGGGCGUGAGCGCCUUUGUCGUUGCGGCGAUCGUUUGCCUUGGACUCUUCGCUUUCGACCAACGUGUGCAGAAGCGCAGCAUUGGCAGCACCACAACGAAGCGCAGGUCCCAGCUUGCAGCCACUCUCGGCGCUCUUUGCGUGAUCCCUUGUCUUGCCUACCUAUCUGGAUCCUCAACGCCGGCAUCCGUUCAAGCCAUGUCGCUCGACGAGACAUUUUCGCAGCUCCACCCGGCUCAGCCCCACCUGCUUACGAUCCUGCUCAUGACCGCACCCCGCCCCGGCAACCCCGACUUCUUGCUACGGACGAUCGAAAGCUGGCUUGGUGGCCUGCCUGAACCCGCAACGACGCCUUUGUCGCAUUCGCUGACCAUCGGCAACUUCACCAUGACUCCGGUCAACCAAGGUCGCGUGCGGCUGCUUGUCUACACCCAUUUCACUACGCACACCAUGUUCGACGCAGCCCGCGAGUACUUUGCCCAGAGCCCGAUCUACGCUCGCAAGGCCUCUCACUACUUGCAGUGGUAUCGCGAUCCCCGCAGCGCGAACCGAUUGGACCAACGCCUCCAUGUCGCUCGAGGCCUGCACCAUGCCGCCACCGACGGAGGCUCAAGCGCCUAUGUCAUGCUUGCCGAGGACGACUUCCCCCUCUGCCCCGAUGGGGACACGUCGCGCGGUCAAAAGUGGACUUCAGCUUGGUCCGAGUUGCAGCGCGUUCUGGUUGCAACGAACGAAGCGAUGCCCGACUGGCCUUUGGCCGAAGCCGGAUCUGCAGGCGAGUCUCUGGACAUGAGCCAAGAGGAAGCUUCGAGCGGUCAUUGCGGCGUCUUUGUCGCCACGGGAGGUUCAGGCCUCGCGAUCCGUGGCUUCAUCGCCGCCAAGCUGCCGGCCCUGCUUCUUGGGGCUCACGAUCCUCAUGGCAAUGCGCGUGACGCUCGGGCCAUUCGCGGCGAGUUCUCGGUCAAGCACGAGGACGAAGGCGCGGAUACGCCCGAUCUCGUCAUCCAGGAUUGUCUGCGAGGUCGCAUUCCCAGUUGUGGGGUCUGCAGCGCUCCCGACUCGUCUUCAGUCAAGCGCCCUGCUCGCCGCUUCCCCGCCGGCUCGGCCCGCAACCCAUACGGCGUCUCGGGUGAUCGCUGGGGCAAGAGCGGGCUCGUUGGUACAGCCCAAUUGCUGCAGCGACAUCUCGGCUACAAUGCCUCGACUCUUCCUGGUCGAAAAUACGGCCAGGAGGAAUGGGCCUGCGGCUGGCGCCAACCCUUCAACGGUGAUCCGGACGUCUUGACGCUUUGA
Messenger RNA from Microbotryum saponariae, 2966 nucleotides. The record is from the annotation of a GenBank genome assembly. Lineage: Eukaryota; Fungi; Basidiomycota; Microbotryomycetes; Microbotryales; Microbotryaceae.